This is a messenger RNA of Scophthalmus maximus (turbot), 4059 nucleotides long. RefSeq lists its product as uncharacterized. The coding region runs from base 2234 to 3451 and encodes 405 amino acids. The record is from RefSeq and is a predicted model, not a curated record. The transcript has 11 exons. Lineage: Eukaryota; Metazoa; Chordata; Actinopteri; Pleuronectiformes; Scophthalmidae.
AUAGAGAACCUCCUCACUGUACAUACAGUUCACCGUGUCACAAACAUGGUGAACUGUAUGUACAGUGAGGAGGUUCCCUGCAAUAGACUUUAACCCGUCAGUAUUGUUUUCUGUAACUUGGAAACCAUGAGUUUUUAUUUGAAUGUGGUUCACUUUCAAAGCUCAAUUACAGCUUGGGCAGAGAGGUGCAAGUGUUUAAGACGGCACGGUGCAAUCGACAAGCUCACACACCAACAAACUGGUAAGCUAUUUUUCAAAAUUUACUUCUACUUUUAUCCUCAGGUAACAUUGUCGUUUUUGGGAAUUUGGUGCCAAAUAAUUUUGUCAUCCAUAAUGUGGAUUUGUACUUUAUUUCCAUUUAGUUAGUCAAGUCUGUUUUCUCUCCAAGGCCUCGGUAGUGGAUUUGCCAUGAGACCUGAGCAAGAAGACCUUCAUCAGUCACCCUCACUCCCCUCUACUCUGGAUGGACACUUAUUUCCUUUUGGUGUCAGAAAGACAUUUUAAUCAACCCACUCAUUACAUUUUAUUCAGAAGCAGAGAAACGCACAAGUUUUUAAAAUCAGGUGUGAAAUAUGUGUCCUAGUACAACUUUGUAAACUGGACCGUUCAUGCCGUUGCAGGUUUUUUUCAACCGUGUCCUGUGAGUAAACAAACAAGUUGCUAUAAUACAGCAUCUUUGUCCUGAAUAGAUGUUCCCACCCGGUGUCACAAGCCGGUUGUAUUGUCGAACGUAGCAGACUGAGAUCAUGGCUGAGCCGGUACAGUUUGUACCAAGGGACGUUCGGUUGUCCGUGGCUCCUGUGGUGAUAAUUAUGCUCGGCCUCGGUGACGGACAGUUGUGUAAUCCUCAUCUAUUGUGUCAUCUCUGUUGUGGCCUUGUUCGUGUGCCUCACUCUGGUAUUCAUUACUGUCUGAUUCAGGCCUGAAGCAGAGCUAUUCAUGACUGUCCCGGGGGGGAGAGCUGCUUUACCGAGUCUGAAGCUGCUCAAAUACUUGUGUUCAAUGGGAAAAGUAGAAUUUAAAGAAGCAGGAGCUGGCGACAGUUGGAACGGUCGGCUUGGUUACAAGAGGAAACACUUCCCCCCCAGAGGACUUUUUCAUUUGAAGUUAGCAGCUCAAUGCUGCAGGUCUCCCUAUGUAUUCCCCCUCUGCUGCAAACUGUUUCUGUUUGCUCCCACAUGCAUCGAAUGACUUGUAUGUCUCUCAUCAGCCAGGAGUGAAAUGGAAAUGGCUGCAGGCUUGUGUCCACCUCACUGCGGUGUCAUGAUCACUGUCUGGAGGAGUGACGUGGUACAGCAGGACAGCUGCUUUAUCCCCCACUGAUCUAUGGUGGCAGGGAACGCAGAUGGAUGCUGCCUCCAUCCCGUCGCUGACACUUUGCACAUAACAGAGAGAGAGCAAAAGAAAGUGCAGGUCCCUUUGCUGUGCCGCGAGACAGUAUUACUGUGGCAACGGAACUGAAAAAUCCCCGCGCGUCCCGCAGCUUUUGUGAGAAAAGACAAAACAGACACUUCCUGAACAGAGUCGGCCCAUAAACUUUGCUAAUGCGGUCAUUCAUUGGCGGCCUGUUAACAAUGAGACAUUUCCCAGGGACAGGGCGGCCCGGGAGAGAGGACAAAUCAGAGAGUACAGUCCUCCCAUGAAAGCUCAAGCAUGUUUUAUUCUUCACUCGAGGGUUGUAAAAGCGAACAUGGAGCUCCAUGUUUGUCUGUGAAGUUAAUGUGCUUUGGCCUGCAUGAUGUAAUUCCCAUUAAGGCUUGCAUUUUUUUUUUGUACCAUGCUCAACUUGCCUUCUUUAAUCUUCUCCUUUUACUCUCUGUCUUUGCUGGACGAGUCAAUUCUUUGCUCUGAUACUUAAUACUGAAAUUUUCCCCUAGAAGUUCCCUAUGCAAUAUUUGUCGAAUACCGUUGUUCAUCGUACUCACUGUUGCCCAAUACAGGGCAGAUCAGGAAAGAAAAAGGUGAGGGAUUAGUAGUAGAGGAGGUGGCCAUAUUCAUUCUCUGUCAUUCUCUCUCUCUCUCUGUUUGGGCAUCACAGGAACACACAGUCAGGCUGUUGUGCGGGAGGAUGCUCUUGACAGACCAGAGGGAUUACCAAAAAUGCAUUCUUUUUUAAUCUUCAGUCAGGCAAACUGACUGAUAAAUUCCCACAGCCACUAAAUACGUUUUGUCUUCCUCCCACUCUUGAUAGGCAGGGGAUAAAGUGAGAGUGGCGCCCUGGAGGAGGAAGGUGAUGCAAGGCAGCAGCCCAGACCCAGACCACGAGGCCACGGCCCGGCGUCAGGCUCAACUGGAGCAGCGCCACCUAGAGACCUACAGGAACAUGCAUCGCCUCAGAGAUGCUCUCCGUGACCGCUACGCUGCUCUGCUCAAAGACAAGGUCCACUCCCAGAGAGAACUGCUGCAGCAGAGAGACGAGACGACCAGGAGGGGGAAGUCACAGGACGAAACAAAGAAGAAACAAAAGAAGCUGGCCUUCUCCAAGCUGCAGCACAAUGACUCAUACCUCAGGUCCCUCCCCAAAACCGGCUAUUACCAGGUGUUUGACCUCCAGAAGCAGCUGGUCGAGCGUGGACGUCUGAAAAGCCACCACGACCUGGAGGACUUCUACAGGAGCAUUGAGUUUAACAGUCGCCCAUCUGAGCUGCAGAGAAGUCUGCAGGAUGUCAGGAAAACGAUGCUGGAGAGCAGGUCUGCAGCUGAUUUGACUUCUGAGCAGCACAAGACCUCAGAAGAACACCCCUGCGCUGCUGAGGAUAGAGGAGACGAGGAUGACGUCAGCCAUUCCAGGCUGUUGGAACAAGGGUCUGGUCCAGGGGAGCGAUCGGCAGAUCUGAUCUCCGGUGGCAGCCAGGAGAAGGAUGCAAUUGAGCAAAUGUUUCCCAAGAUGAAAGUCCCCACAUUUGCAACUCUGCAGCCAAACAUUAUGAGGCGCUUCCAAAGCAGGAUGCCUGAUUCGACUACCCCUGAGAUUCCUGAGAAGAGCAGGAAAGCAGAGAUUUAUUUGAGACGUCUGAGACAAAUGCAUCGUCUUUGCUUAACCAACAUGGCUUUCUCCCAAAGACUGUUGGACAGGGAGACAGACUCGCCGUGCUGGCGGGAGGAAGAAGGCGUCCAAGAUUUGAUGUUUCCAGGUGAAAACUCCGAACAAGGGAAGACGAAUCAAACCAACCUGCCCCCUCUCAUUGCUCUGAAACAGCCAACAAGUGUCCAGAAACACUCACGUCCCAGAAAGACCUCAGCCAGGUGCAUGAAAAUAAAAACCACCCACGUUUUAAGACUCUGGUUCGGGACACAGCAGAGUUGCCGUCGGGAAACGCCUGAUCCCUUAUCCAUUGAAGAUGUGUGUCGACAAAAGCACAUACAGGUUAAAAAAAAUCUCAGAUUGAAGACAAUUUUGCAAAGAUUUAAUUGUUUUUUAAAAUUUAUUUUAUUCACUCUAGAUCAUUGACUGUGAUCACUGAAGAUAUCGCCACCAAAGAACCUCUUCAUCAGGAAUAUGUCCGGUGUUUUGUCCACGUCACAGUGGUUGACCUAUAUUAUAUUCACUUUUAAACUGACAUAUCAACAUUUUACAUGACAAAAUGCUAUUUAUCUAUUUAUUUCAAAUUGCUAUUCGUCAAUUAUUCCAUUGGUUUUAUUUACAUAAACAAUAAAGGCCGGAUACCUGCGUACAUUUUCUGAAAUAAAAAUUAUGAUUUUAACAACAGAUUAGAGUUGAUGCCAGAUGAUGAUUUAUGGCCAACAGUGGGUUCUAUUUAGUGACACUUACAUAGCUGCUAUUUUGUAAAAGCAUAUAUAUAUAUUAUUUUAGUUUUAAGGCUGGAAUGAUGCUAUAUUUCUCUAGGAAAAGACCAAAAUGCGUCAGUGCUCCUCCCGAUUCUUUCUCACUUUGUUUCCCUGUCUGUGUGAAGACAUGUAACUUUACAAACGGGUCUUCAAACAGCAAGGUACAGUAGAUUUUAGCUAAAUGUAUUUACACAAACAGGAGUAAAUAGUUUAUUUGCUGUUGACAAUUUUGACAAUAGUGCGACUCCUAAUAAACAUGUUGAUUUUUAA